UAAAAUCCCACCGUUUUCUCUCCCAUCGCCUCUCUCCCUCCUACCUCGAUCUCUAGAUAAACCAAAACAGUCUUUCAGAUUCCAGUCUCUUCUUACUAUCAAAAAUGUCAGCCUUCAAGGGAAAGUACCAUGAUGAGCUCAUUGCUAAUGCUACCUACAUUGGCACCCCUGGAAAGGGUAUCCUUGCUGCUGAUGAGUCAACUGGCACAAUUGGCAAGCGUCUUUCAAGCAUUAAUGUUGAGAAUAGUGAGACGAACAGACGCGCUCUCCGUGAGUUGCUCUUCACCACCCCCGGUGCCCUCCAAUACCUCAGUGGUGUGAUUCUCUUUGAGGAAACCCUCUACCAAAAGACAGCCGCUGGUAAGCCAUUUGUUGACGUUUUGAGGGAAGGCGGUGUUCUCCCUGGCAUCAAGGUUGACAAGGGCACUGUUGAGCUUGCUGGUACCAAUGGUGAGACCACAACCCAGGGUCUGGAUGGCCUUGGAGAGCGUUGCAAAAAGUACUAUGAAGCUGGUGCUCGGUUUGCAAAAUGGCGCGCUGUGCUCAAUAUUGGCCCCAAUGAGCCAUCUCAGCUCUCAAUCAAUGAGAAUGCCAAUGGGUUGGCCCGAUAUGCUAUCAUCUGCCAGGAGAAUGGCCUGGUCCCCAUUGUUGAGCCAGAGAUCCUGGUUGAUGGAUCCCAUGACAUUCACAAGUGUGCUGAGGUGACCGAACGUGUUCUUGCUGCAUGCUACAAAGCUCUUAACGACCACCAUGUUCUGCUUGAAGGAACUCUCUUGAAGCCUAACAUGGUGACUCCGGGAUCUGAUUCACCAAAGGUUGCACCAGAGGUGAUUGCUGAGCACACAGUCCGUUCCUUGCAGCGCACCAUGCCUGUGGCUGUUCCUGCCGUGGUUUUCUUGUCCGGUGGGCAGAGUGAGGAGGAGGCUACCCUCAACCUCAAUGCCAUGAACAAAUUGAAGGGGAAGAAACCAUGGACUCUAUCCUUCUCUUUCGGACGGGCUCUUCAGCAAAGCACCCUCAAGGCUUGGGCAGGAAAGGAGGAAAAUAUUAAGGCGGCACAGGAGGCUUUCCUCACCAGGGCAAAGGCCAACUCGGAAGCCACAUUGGGAACCUACAAGGGUGAUGCCAAGCUUGGUGAGGGUGCUGCAGAGAGCCUUCAUGUCAAGGACUAUAAGUAUUGAUGCAGAGCUGUGUAAAAGCCAAUGAUUUUGCCCUUACAAAAACGGUGUUUUGGUGUCGUAGUGUAGGUUCUUUUUCAAAUUUUCUUUCUAAUCUAUGCCUUGACGAGAUUAUUGCCAGUUACUAGUAGAAUAUGAUAAAAGCUUGAGGAACGUUUUGCAAGCAUGAAGAGUUUUUUGUUGUUUAUGUCGCUCGUUUUGGUUGGUGAAGUGCUCAUGCUCAUGUAUUUGGGUAAUCUGCUUUUAUGAUUUAACCUUGAGUGGUUUAUAUUCCGGUUGAUAGUGAAUGUGUCAUUGAACCCAAGUUUUUCUUAUCUAUUUUGUACUUAUUUUUA
Molecule: messenger RNA, 1513 nt
Organism: Prunus dulcis (almond)
Lineage: Eukaryota; Viridiplantae; Streptophyta; Magnoliopsida; Rosales; Rosaceae
Product: fructose-bisphosphate aldolase, cytoplasmic isozyme
Exons: 3
Coding region: 105-1181 (358 amino acids)
Biological process (GO): fructose 1,6-bisphosphate metabolic process; glycolytic process
Cellular component (GO): cytosol
Molecular function (GO): fructose-bisphosphate aldolase activity
Source: RefSeq, a predicted model, not a curated record